This is a messenger RNA of Ceraceosorus bombacis, 1638 nucleotides long. The record is from the annotation of a GenBank genome assembly. Lineage: Eukaryota; Fungi; Basidiomycota; Exobasidiomycetes; Ceraceosorales; Ceraceosoraceae.
AUGACAUCAGAGAUCAGACAGCGAGCGGGCUUUGAGCCCAUCGCACCUGGUCUCCGCACUCCACCAGCAGAUCAACUUUCCCCGCCACAAUCCGAGGAUGAGGAUGUCGACGUUGCUGUCCCUUCUCGAGGUGGCAAGAAGGCGGCAACAAACAAGCUUCACCCUGACGAUGACAUUCCUGACGACUACGUCACCCGCACACUGGAACGCGAGCCAGCGUUGCCACCUAUCCAGUGGAAGAACCUCUUGAGCGAGAUUCAAUGGGUAUCCGCCAUCGUCCUCACCACCACUCCCUUACUCGCGAUCUACGGUCUCUGCACAACAAAGAUGACCUGGCCCACUGCCAUCUGGUCGUUGAUCUACUACUUCUGGACGGGUCUUGGCAUCACUGCUGGUUACCACAGAUUGUGGGCACACCGCUCUUACAACGCCUCCAAGCCAUUGCAGUACAUUCUCGCACUCUGGGGUAGCGGUGCCGUUCAAGGCUCCAUUCACUGGUGGGCUCGCGGCCACCGCGCUCACCACAGAUACACCGACACCGAUCUUGAUCCUUACGGCGCUCACUUCGGUUUGCUUUGGUCUCACCUCGGAUGGAUGAUCGUCAAGCCCCGUCGCAAGCCCGGUGUGGCCGACAUCAGUGACCUGCGCCGCAACUCGGUCAUCAAGUUCCAGCACAAAUUCUACUUGCCCCUCAUUUUCAUCAUGGGCUUUGCCGUUCCCACCGUGGUCGCUGGCUUGGGUUGGGGAGACUGGCGCGGAGGUUUCUUCUACGCAGGCGUCGCUCGUCUUGUGUUUGUUCACCACUCCACCUUCUGCGUCAACUCCCUCGCACACUACCUUGGUGAGGCCACCUUCGACAACAAGAUGACUCCUCGCGACCACUUCAUCACUGCUCUGGUCACUGUUGGUGAAGGUUACCACAACUUCCACCAUCAAUUCCCAAUGGACUACCGCAACGCCGUGCAAUGGUACCAGUACGAUCCCACCAAGUGGUUCAUUACCGCCAUGCAAGCCGUUGGUCUCGCCAGCCAUCUCAAGGUGUUUCCCGACAACGAAGUGCGCAAGGGACGUGUGGCUAUGCAAUUGCAGAAGCUUCACGCUGAGCAAGCCGCUCUCACUUGGCCCAAGCACAGCAACAACUUGCCCGUCAUUUCGUGGGACGACUACCAAGAGGAGGCCAAGACGCGUCCUUUGAUGGUCAUUCACGGAUUCAUUCACGACGUGUCUGCAUUCAUCGCCGAGCACCCUGGUGGAGAGCACCUGUUGAAGGCCAAGAUUGGCAAAGACGCGACCACUGCAUUCAACGGAGGUAUCUACGACCACAGCAACGCAGCGCACAACCUGCUCGCCGGUAUGCGCGUCGGCGUUUUGGACGGCGGCUACCGAUUGGCCAGCGACGAGCUCGCGGAAGCUGAGAGGCUGCGCAUUGCUGCCAACGAGGCGGUGGGUAAGGCCGUUCCCGAGAAUGGCAGACCGCCCAAAGCUCAAUUCUCUGCACCUCAAGACGAUCUCGACUUGAGAGGUGUUGAUGCGCGCGCUACCAAGUACACCACGCCGGGAGAGACCUAUCUGAUCCGUCAAGUUGGCGAGCUGAAGGCCAACGUGCGCGACUAUCAGGGACGCGUCGGAAAGUGGUGA